GAUUACGUACUAUAUAAAGGACCCUUACAUCCUCUUCACUUCAUCAAACACAGAUAUCAUAAUCUCUCUAUAAGCUCUCUACAUUUCCCUUUUCGUCUUCAGUUAAGCAUUUUGACCAAACACACCUAUUUGUCUCCUUUAUAAGACGCUUAUCAAAUAUCUUGUCACAAUAUAAUACUAAUGGCGAGUCUACAAAAGAUGAUCUCCGAGAAGUCAGUAGUGAUCUUUAGCAAGAACUCUUGCUGCAUGUCUCACACAAUAAAGACUCUGUUCUUAGACAUGGGCGUGAACCCGACGAUCUAUGAGCUCGACGAGAUUAACCGAGGAAAGGAGAUAGAGCAAGCGUUGGCUCAGCUCGGGUGCACCCCGACCGUGCCAGUGGUGUUCAUAGGAGGACAGCUCGUUGGUGGAGCCAACCAAGUCAUGAGUCUCCAUCUUAACUGCUCUCUUGUUCCAAUGCUUAAGCGCGCUGGAGCAUUAUGGCUUUGACUUUAAAAUAACUAGAACUGCAUAUUAAUUAUGUGAACAAAAUAAAUUAAGGAAACAUACAAAAGAAUGUAUGUAUAAGUAUUAAGUAAUGUGUUAAUGCUAUGUCUAUCUAUGUUUUGAAAAGAUAGAUUAUGCGGUUACCUAUUUUGUAAUUAACAGUGGUUUUAUUUAUAGUCAAAUCCGUUAC
Molecule: messenger RNA, 676 nt
Organism: Camelina sativa (false flax)
Lineage: Eukaryota; Viridiplantae; Streptophyta; Magnoliopsida; Brassicales; Brassicaceae
Source: RefSeq, a predicted model, not a curated record